Molecule: messenger RNA, 1039 nt
Organism: Caenorhabditis elegans
Lineage: Eukaryota; Metazoa; Nematoda; Chromadorea; Rhabditida; Rhabditidae
Gene: E04F6.10
Exons: 5
Coding region: 145-447 (100 amino acids)
Source: RefSeq, marked reviewed
UGCUCCGCCGGCUCCCUUCCCGCCAUCCUGCUCACUUAUUUUUCGGUUCUUUCCAUCUGAGUCCAUCAUCAUCAUCUUCUUCUUCAGUUUUGUUCCUUCUGUUCGUUGAAGGACCAGGAAAAAUACAAAAUUAACCCAAUCGUCAUGGAACGUGAAUUACGCCUCAAGGCGUUUAUGGAAGAAUAUGCAAGAAUUGUUCAGUUAUUCGAUGAUAUAGUUUCAAUGAAGGAAUCAAUGGGACGUCUUGAAAAAUAUAUGAUCAUCAUGGUGUGUCAAGUUCUUGUUGCUCUUAUGGGAGGAGCCAUCUUCAUGUGUAUUCGGUUUUUUCAAAGCCAGCGACAACGUGGAGAAUACGAAUUGGAACAUCGAUUCGAAAGGGGUCCGUCUGGUCGCGUGCCGGUCGCUCAGGCAACCCAUCAAAAAAUCAACAAGAAUCCCAUCACGUAACGACUAUGAGCCGAUUGGCGAGUGUGUAGAUGUUAUUGAGACUGAGAGAACGGGUUUGGAUGGAUCGGUUCCUUCAUUGGUUUCAGGACCUUCCACAUUUUUACAUUUUCCUGCAUCACCUGCCCCAACAUAUUCCUUUCGGGAAGAUGAUUGUCAGACCGAUAUUGAAAUAUCUGAAGAUGACGAUGAUCCAACAAUAACCCUAUCCAAUUGGCGUCAUUCAUCUCCAACUCUUUCAAUUUGUACUCCAAUUCUUACUACUCGUCGAUCGACUUCUUAUUCAUCAAUACCAACCAUCGAUCGUACGAUUAGCGAAGACUCGAUGCUGGUGAUUAAACGUUUGUAGUUUUAUUUCUUUAAGACAAUUUAUUUAUUCAAAAACUCUUCAUUCAUUACGGGUAGAUAAAUUUUCUAGUUUUUCCAUUCUAUCAACAUAGACCCAAUGCUUCUUUCCUUUUCUUUUUACCGUACGAUUUCCAAAACAUUCUGCCAAUUUGUCAUUUGCUAUAUAUUUCCUCCAUAAAUGUUUCCCUUUUUUCCUUCAUCCCAAUCCUUUUUUUUCUGGUAAUAAUAAAUUCCUUUUCUGGGCAAA